CGGAACGCGACUGGUUCGGCCAGGACUCCCUCCAAUCAGCAGAGAGCGACGCUCCUCUUUGAGGAAGUGACGCAUUCGGAACCCAGUGGGGCCGGUGGGAGCGAUGCGGACGCUGAGACGCUGGUAGUGGUGCCGUGAAGAUGGAGUUUCCCGGAGGAAAUGACAAUUACCUGACGAUCACUGGGCCCUCUCAUCCCUUCCUGUCAGGGGCCGAGACAUUCCAUACACCAAGCUUGGGCGAUGAGGAAUUUGAAAUCCCACCUAUCUCUUUGGAUUCUGAUCCCUCCCUGGCUGUCUCAGAUGUGGUUGGACACUUUGAUGACCUGGCAGACCCCUCUUCUUCACAGGAUGGCAGCUUUGCAGCUCAAUAUGGAGUUCAGACAUUGGACAUGCCUGUGGGCAUGACUCACGGCUUGAUGGAGCAGGGUGGGGGGCUCCUGAGUGGGGGCUUGACUAUGGACCUGGACCAUUCUAUAGGAACUCAGUAUAGUGCCAACCCACCUGUUACAAUUGAUGUACCAAUGACAGACAUGACAUCUGGCUUAAUGGGACAUAGCCAGUUGACCACUAUUGAUCAGUCAGAACUAAGUUCUCAACUUGGUUUGAGCUUAGGAGGUAGCACCAUCUUGCCACCUGCCCAGUCACCCGAGGAUCGUCUUUCGACUACUCCUUCACCUACCAAUUCACUUCAUGAGGAUGGUGUUGAUGACUUCCGAAGGCAACUUCCCAGCCAGAAGACAGUGGUAGUGGAAACAGGGAAAAAGCAAAAGGCUCCCAAGAAAAGAAAAAAGAAAGACCCUAAUGAACCUCAGAAGCCAGUCUCUGCAUAUGCAUUAUUCUUUCGUGAUACUCAGGCUGCCAUCAAGGGACAGAACCCUAAUGCUACCUUUGGUGAGGUUUCGAAGAUUGUGGCUUCCAUGUGGGACAGUCUUGGAGAAGAGCAAAAACAGGUAUAUAAGCGGAAAACUGAAGCUGCCAAGAAAGAGUAUCUCAAAGCACUAGCUGCUUAUAAAGACAACCAGGAGUGUCAGGCUACUGUGGAAACAGUGGAAUUAGAUCCCGUCCCACAGUCACAGACUCCUUCACCACCUCCUGUAACUACUGCUGACCCAGCAUCUCCAGCACCAGUUUCAACGGAGUCACCUGCUUUGUCCCCUUGCAUUGUAGUUAAUUCCACACUUUCAUCUUAUGUGGCAAACCAGGCAUCCUCAGGGGCUGGAGGUCAGCCCAACAUUACCAAAUUGAUUAUCACCAAACAAAUGUUGCCCUCUUCUAUUACCAUGUCUCAAGGAGGAAUGGUUACUGUUAUCCCAGCUACAGUGGUUACCUCCCGUGGGCUUCAAUUAGGCCAAACAAGUACAGCUACUAUUCAGCCCAGCCAACAGGCCCAGAUUGUCACUCGGUCAGUGUUGCAGGCAGCUGCAGCUGCUGCUGCUUCUAUGCAACUGCCUCCACCCCGACUACAGCCUCCUCCAUUGCAACAGAUGCCUCAGCCCCCAACUCAACAGCAAGUCACUAUUCUGCAGCAACCUCCUCCACUUCAGGCCAUGCAACAGCCUCCACCUCAGAAAGUUAGAAUAAAUUUACAACAGCAGCCACCACCUCUGCAGAGCAAGGUUGUGCCUCCACCCACUCUGAAAAUGCAGACUGCCCUAAUUCCUCCAGUUGUGGAAAGCAGCCCUGAGCAACCUCUUAACUGCAGCCCUGAGGCCCAUACAGCAGAGGCAACCUCUCCUGAGACAAUCUGUGAAAUGAUCACAGAUGUAGUUCCUGAGGUGGAGUCUCCUUCUCAGAUGGAUGUUGAAUUGGUGAGCGGAUCCCCUGUGACACUGUCACCUCAGCCUCGAUGUGUGAGGUCUGGUUGUGAGAACCCUCCUGUUAUCAGUAAGGAUUGGGACAACGAAUACUGCAGCAAUGAGUGUGUGGUGAAACAUUGCAGGGAUGUAUUCUUGGCCUGGGUGGCCUCUAGAAAUCCAAACUCUGUGGUGUUUGUGAAGUAGCCUUUCUGUUUCUCCAAGCUUUGAAGAUUCAUCUACCAGACAAAAGUCCAAGAUCCUGUUUUUGAGACACAAGCUGGGCUUCUUCUGGUAGUGCCUGACCUUUACACCCAUAUUCCUUCAUGUCACCAUCUUUUCUUUCUUCAGCAGAGGCCAGACUAUGUAGCAGAGCCAGUGAAUUUACUAUAAUUUGGAAUUGUUUUUCACUUUGGACUAUAAGCAAAUUUACCAGGUUAUAUAGCACAGGGAAGGGAGAAGGGAAUAUGGAAGCAAACCAUAGGGGGUUAUUAGAAGAAAUGUGUGGGUAAAAUUGUCUCAAUUUUAGGACUUGCUUAAAAUGUUAUUGGGAAAGUGCUUAGCUCUGUCCCUAGGAGGAAAUAGCACUGGGUCAAGAGGCUUAGGGUUACAGCUCAGUGGUAAGUGCAUUGAAUUUAAUCCCAAAUUAAAGAGGAAUGAAAGUACUACUUAAAAUACUCCCUUUAAAGAGGGAGCUACUAUUAUUAAUCUACACAGUGCUUUAAGAACAAAGGUUUGCUGGGCUGGGGGUAUGGCCUAGCACUAACAAAACUGAGUUCAGCCCCCAGGCAGAAAGAUCAGGAGUUCAAGGUUAUCUUUGGCCACAAGUGAGUUUGAGGCCAGUCUAGGCUACAUGAGGCAAAAGUGGAAGAAAGGCUUUGUAGACGUAGUGGCCCAUGCCUUUAAUCCCAGUAUUUUGGAGGUGGACAUAGGAUUUCUAUGAGUUAAAAGUCAAUCUGAAUUUACAUAAUAGACUGCAUUCAAAAAAACAGAGGCUGAGGUUGGGUAUGGUUACACUCUCCUUUAAUCUCAGCACUUGGGAGGUAGAGGAGUUUGAAGCUAGCCAGGAUUACAUACAUAGUGAGAUCCUGUCUUAAGGUUUCCCCCCCCUCCCCAUCACACACACCCAUCACCACCACCACCACCACCUACCUAUACACACCUACACACCUGUCUCCACACAUUAGGCUGGAGGGAAAAUAACACCAUCCAGGACUAUUGUUUUUGGGGUUUUUUUUUUUGUUUGUUUGUUGUUUCUGAAGACAGGGUUCCUCUUUGUAAUAGUCCUAGUUUUCCUGUAACUCUCUCUGUAGACCAGGCUGGCCUCUGCCUCCUGAGUGCUGGCCCUAAAGGUGUGUGCCACCACCGCCCAGCUAGGCUUUUUUUUUUUGCACUAAAAGUAUUCUAGUAUUCUGCAUUCAAAACUUUGUUUACCUGAUUUGGUUACCAGUUUUGCAUGUAAGAGGCAGAACUCCACCUUUAAUGAGAAGUUUUACAAAGUAAAGAAGUUGUGUUUGAUGAAAUAGCUUUUAAAUGCGCUUUCAUUUACAUAAUGCAUAAGCCAGUUCUUUCAUAUUGUAGGUUCUUCUUUAACUGAAGAUGAUCUUAUUUUUCUUAAAAAUAAGCUACAGAAUAAUAAACCAGUAGAGCCACAUAGAAUAAGCAAAACAUAUGCCUGGUAAAAACUAAGUGAAAUUCAAAUUAAUCCUGUCCGUGGUGUGCUAAUUGAUAAACACUAUGAACCUGUGUAGUCCUAUUUAUAAUGAUCACAUGUUAAUGCUAUUCCAUAUGUCCAUUUAAUUUGAACAUUCACAACUAAUGAAGUUCUUACAAUGAAUCAUACAGAGAGAAGAGUUCAUGUGCACAUGAACACAUGCUAAGUGGUAAAGCCAGAGUUUCACUUCAAAAAUCCCAAUUAGAACACAAACUUUUAUUUAAAUAUGGGGUGGGGGCACUGUUGUGUAAACACUCCUCUUAAAAUGUGGCCUGUAGAGCCAUAGCUGAGUGCUCAGCUUUAUAAGGAAGUGCUUCUAUAAAUUCUUAGGUUUAGAGAUGAUACCAUCUGGAUACCUUUGCUUAAACCGGGCAACCACAUCUGGGUCUAGUAGGUGUAUCCCAUCCAAUUGGUUUCCAAGAGUAAUCCUAAAAGGAAGGGGUCAAGAGGAGGCAAACCAAAAAAAAUCCUGUAAGGCUUUAGUGUACUGCUUAUACCAAGUUUUGUUUCUUUAGGUCUCUCAGGCUGUCCUGGAACUCUCUAUGUAGACAGGGCUAACCUUGAACCCAUUCAGAUCUGCUACCUCUGCCUCCCAGGUGUUGGGGCUAAAGAUGUGUUCCACUAUGCCCAGCCCAUGUCAGUUUUUAAAAAAAAGAUCAUUAAGAAGUAUAUGGCAGUGUGACCACUCAGGAAGUGGUACAGAUGCAGAUAUUAAAACUGGCAGGAUUUUUAUUUCUUUGGUGGUGGUAGAGAUACUGGGGAUUGAAUCUAGGGGUCUUACAUUUAUAUACUAUAACACUGAGAUAUAUCAGCGAAUAGCCCCACCCCCUUUUUUUUUACAGAUCUCAUCUCACUAAAUUAAAUUCAUUAUGUAGCCUAGGGAAACCUUAAGCUUAUAAUCCUUCUGCCUCAGACUGUCACAGGAUCCAGCAGAUCUAUACACUUAAAGAUCAGUAACUGAGGUUAGUCAGGCAUAUUUCAUUCAUAGUCAUUGUCAAUGAAUAAUCUUUGGAUAACUUAAAAUGCCAGCCAUAGGAGUCAUCAUUAAAAUUGGCAGAUUAAACAAAUGCUUAGUAGCCACUAGGGGGCAGAUUUAAUAAAUCCCAUAGAUUAGUUGAGGAUCCUUAAACUUUGGAUUCUAGUGAAUGUUAAGAUUCCAGCGUUCUUUAAAAGCCCACCUAUAGACUUAACUACCAGAAUAUUUACAAGUCACUGAUUUCUGUCCUUGCCUAUAAAGUUUUGCCCUGUUCUUUAGUAAUGUUACCAGUUGGGUUGCACAUUGUGUGGUCGUCCAAAUAACUCAAUCUUGCGGGUACCAGGGGACAAUCUCUCAAUCAUGCCAUAUAUUUCAUCUGGUUUAUGACUGGUGGAACGAACCUAGAAAACAAACACCAAGUUACUUAAAGUUAAGGUUGCGGGGCUAGAGAGAUAGCUCAGCAGUUAAAAGCACUGGUGCUCUUCCAGAGGACCUGGGUUCAAUUCUCAGCACCCUCAUGGCAGAACAGAAGUAUCUGUAAUUCCAGUUCCAUGGGAUCCAACACCCUCACAAACAAUUAUAUUCGGGUAAAACACUAACACAUGAAGUGAAGAUAUUUUUCAAAAGUUCUUCAAGACUGCAAUUCUAGCCCUGUCUGUAAAUUAUCCAAAUGAAUAAAGUUGGAGGCUAUUCCUGA
Phodopus roborovskii (desert hamster) is the source of this 5180-nucleotide messenger RNA. It is a transcript of the gene Tox4, whose product is annotated as TOX high mobility group box family member 4. Lineage: Eukaryota; Metazoa; Chordata; Mammalia; Rodentia; Cricetidae. Gene Ontology annotation, molecular function: chromatin DNA binding. Bases 141 to 2000 code for a protein of 619 amino acids. The transcript is spliced from 9 exons. Gene Ontology annotation, biological process: regulation of transcription by RNA polymerase II. The record is from RefSeq and is a predicted model, not a curated record. Gene Ontology annotation, cellular component: nucleus.